GGGUGACACAGGGUCCCUUUCUCCCUCCACAGCUCGCCUUUCCCCAGACACUGCGCCUCUGCCGGAGAGGAGCCUGAGGGAGGGGCCGGAAGCGCCGCCAUCCGUCCUCAGGCUCCAAAAGCCAUGUCCCAGGAUUUGGUGACAUUUGGGGAUGUGGCUAUAGAUUUCUCUCAAGACGAGUGGGAAUGGCUAAAUCUUGCUCAGAGGAAUUUGUACAGGAAGGUGAUGUUGGAGAACUACAGGAACCUGGAAUCGCUGGGAGUUUCCGUUUCGAAGCCAGAGGUGAUCUCACUUCUGGAGCAAGGAAGAGAGCCCUGGAUGGCAACGAAGGCCAGGACAGAAGGCACAUGCUCUGAUUGGGAGUAUGCAUUUAAAAACAGUGAAUUUUCAUCAAAGCAAGUUAUUUAUGAAGAAUCAUCCAAAGUAGUGACAACAGGAAGAAGCCAUCUUAGUUACAGCCUUGACUGCCCCAGUUUGAUAGAAGACUAUGAAAGUGGGGACUGGUUUAACAACAAGUUGCAAAGUAAGGAGGUACAUCCUAGUCAACUGAUCAUCACGCAUAAGGAAAUCCUUACUGAAGAUCAAAGUAGUGAAUGUACUAAAUCUUGGCAAACUUUCCAUCAGGAUGCAAUAUUUUCUAUAAAACAGGGUUUUCCCACCAAAGAAAGAACACGUAAGCAUGAGCCACAGAAGAGAAAAUACUGCAAAAAAUCUGUGGACAUGAAGCCUAAGAAAGUCUAUGUAGAAAAGAAACUUUUGAAAUGUAAUGAGUGUGAGAAAGUUUUCAACCAGAGCUCAUCCCUUACUCUUCACCAGAGGAUUAAUACUGGGGAGAAACCCUAUGCCUGUGUUGAAUGUGGGAAAACCUUCAGCCAGAGUGCAAACCUGGCUCAACAUAAGCGAAUACACACCGGGGAGAAGCCCUACGAAUGUAAGGAAUGUAGGAAAGCCUUCAGCCAGAAUGCACACCUCGCUCAGCACCAGAGAGUUCACACUGGAGAGAAACCUUACCAGUGUAACGAGUGUAAGAGAGCCUUCAGCCAGAUUGCACACCUAACGCAACACCAGAGGGUUCACACUGGAGAGAGACCGUUCGAAUGUAUUGAGUGUGGAAAGGCCUUUAGUAACGGUUCGUUUCUUGCUCAACAUCAGCGAAUUCAUACAGGGGAGAAACCUUACGUAUGUAAUGUGUGUGGGAAAGCCUUUAGCCAUCGUGGUUACCUAAUCGUGCAUCAGAGGAUUCACACCGGAGAGAGACCUUACGAGUGUAAGGAAUGCAGGAAGACCUUCAGCCAGUAUGCGCACCUGGCUCAGCACCAGAGAGUUCACACUGGAGAGAAACCGUAUGAGUGUAAGGUGUGUAGGAAAGCCUUCAGCCAGAUCGCAUACCUUGAUCAGCACCAGAGGGUCCAUACUGGAGAGAAACCCUAUGAAUGCGUUGAAUGUGGGAAGGCCUUCAGCAAUAGUUCGUCGCUGGCACAACACCAGCGGAGUCACACGGGAGAGAAACCUUACAUGUGUAAGGAGUGCAGGAAAACAUUUAGCCAGAAUGCAGGCCUUGCUCAGCACCAGCGGAUCCAUACUGGAGAGAAACCUUACGAAUGUAACGUGUGUGGGAAAGCCUUUAGCUACAGUGGCUCUCUUACCCUGCAUCAAAGAAUUCACACUGGAGAGCGACCCUAUGAAUGUAAGGACUGCAGGAAAUCGUUCAGGCAGCGUGCACACUUGGCUCAUCACAAGAGAAUUCACGCUAUGGAGUCUUUCUUGAGUCUCUCCUCUUCCUCACCCUCCAUGUCCAGCCAUUUGCCAAAAGCUAUAGGUUUUAUCUCCUAAAUAUGCCUUGAAUCUCACUCCUUUAAUCAUUUCCGCUCCAUCAUCUUCAUCCAGUGCACAAUAACCUACUUGACAUGGUCUAUGGAAAUAGCUUCCUAAUUGGAUUACUGUGUUGACCACUUACUUUUGUCAGUUGUCACACUGCAGACAAAUCUAUUAAAAAUAGUUUGAUCAUAUCACUCUCAUUAAAACCCCUCCUGGCAUACUAUAGUUCUUAGGUUAAAGCACAUAGUCCUCAAAAUAGCCUAAAAGAACUUCCCCCAAUACCUUGUUCCAGUCUACCUUACAAAGCCCCAUGUCAUGCCAAUAUCCAUCUCAUUCUCUGAAGACAUCCAGAAUUAAGAACACAUGCCCGCAUCAAAUACAUCUUGGUUCUAAUCCUUGCUCUUCCCUUUUUUAGCCCUCUAAUCUUGGAGAAACAUUUUGUCAUUUGUAAGCUUCAGUUUUUAGAAAAAAUAUAUAUUUCAUUGAUUUUUUACAGAGAGGAAGGGAGAGGGAUAGAGAGUCAGAAACAUUGAUGA
Myotis davidii is the source of this 2354-nucleotide messenger RNA. It is a transcript of the gene ZNF583, whose product is annotated as zinc finger protein 583. The transcript is spliced from 4 exons. Gene Ontology annotation, cellular component: nucleus. The record is from RefSeq and is a predicted model, not a curated record. Lineage: Eukaryota; Metazoa; Chordata; Mammalia; Chiroptera; Vespertilionidae. Gene Ontology annotation, biological process: regulation of transcription by RNA polymerase II. Gene Ontology annotation, molecular function: DNA-binding transcription activator activity, RNA polymerase II-specific; RNA polymerase II cis-regulatory region sequence-specific DNA binding. Bases 124 to 1833 code for a protein of 569 amino acids.